UUGAACAAUUCUAAAUUCUAAAUUUUGCUGUAAUUUUACAUUAAAACGCAUAUAUUUUUUCACAAUGAUUUUAAUCUUCAUAGCUAUAAUUUUAAUUUUAACGUACGUGUGGCUUAAAACACGUUUUACUUACUGGAAACGCAAAAAAAUUCCAUAUUUGGAACCAGAUAUUCCAUAUGGUAAUUUGAAAGGUGUUGGAAAUACGGUUAUGAUUGGCGAACGAUUUCGAGAAUUAUAUAAAGCUGGAAAAAAAUUGAAUCAUCCAUUUGUUGGAAUAUAUAUGUUUAUAAAUCCGUGUGCUUUAAUACUAGAUUUGGAUUUACUUAAAAGAAUUUAUAUAAAAGAUUUUCAACACUUUCAUGAUCGCGAUAUUUAUCACAACGAAGAAGACGAUCCGUUAUCUGCUCAUUUAUUGAGUCUCACCGGAAUGAAAUGGAAAAAUUUAAGAUCAAAAUUGUCACCAACAUUUACUUCUGGAAAAAUGAAAUUUAUGUUCCCAACAGUACUUAAAGUUGGUGAAAAAUUAGUAGAUUUUUUAGAUGAAUCUAUUAGAAACAGCAAAACUGACAAAACAGAAUUGCAAAUGAAGGAAGUAUUUUCAUGUUUUACAACAGAUGUAAUAGGCACUUGCGCUUUUGGUAUUGAAUGUAAUAGUUUAAAAGACCCGCGUGCUGAAUUCAGAAAAUAUGGACGAAAAAUUAUUGAAGAACCGAGGAUCGGCGUGUUAUUGAGAUUAUUUGCAACAUUUUUUCCGAAUUUAUGUAGAAAAUUGCAUGUUAAAUCAGAAAGAGAUGAUGUUAGUGAAUUUUUUAUGAGUGCUUUAAGAGAAACUAUAGAUUUUCGCGAAAAGAAUAAUGUUAAACGUAAUGAUUUUUUGGAUAUGAUGAUUGAGCUUAAAAAUUCGCCAAAUGAGGAUGAACGUUUAACAUUUAAUGAAAUUGCAGCGCAAGCAUAUAUAUUUUUCUUAGCAGGUUUUGAAACAGCAUCAACUACUCUUGGUUUCUGUGUUUAUGAAUUAGCAAAACAUCCUGAAAUACAACAGAAAUGUAGAGAAGAAAUUGAAAACGUUUAUCGCAAGCAUGGUGAAAAAUGGACUUAUGAGGGUAUUAUGGAACUACAUUAUACGCAUAGAAUUGUUGACGAAACUCUUCGAAAGUAUCCACCAGUCGCCAUUAAUUUAAGGGAAGUCACUAGUGACUAUCUUGUAACAGAAACAAAUGAUAUCAUUGAAAAAGGUCAAAGAGUUAUUAUUUCUGUAUACGGAUUACAUUAUGAUGAAGAAUAUUAUCCUGAUCCAGAAAAAUUUGAUCCAGAUAGAUUUUUACCAGAAAAUAUUGCAAAACGUCCUCAAUUUACAUAUUUACCUUUUGGAGAAGGACCACGACAUUGUAUAGGAAAACGAUUUGGUUUAUUGCAAACUUAUAUUGGCUUGGCAUCUAUUCUAAGAAGUUUUAAAAUAACUUUUAGCGAUAAAACAGUGUCCCGUAUUUCAUACGCACCAAAAGCAUUUAUUUUAGCACCCAGUGAACCAAUUUUAUUAAAUGUAGAAUAUAUGUACUAUAACGAGAAAGACGAUCCAUUAUCUGCUCAUUUAUUGAGUCUCACUGGAGUUAAAUGGAAAACUUUGAGAUCAAAAUUCUCACCAACAUUUACUUCUGCAAAAAUGAAAUUUAUGUUCCCAACAGUGCUUAAAGUGGGCGAAAAUUUGGAAGAAAAGUUACAUAAAUCAUUAUAUGUUAUCGGCAGUUGUGUCUUUGGUAUUGAGUGCAAUAGUUUAAAAAAUCCACAAGCCGAGUUCAGUUUAUACGGAAGAAAAGUUGUUGAUGAGCCUAGAAUUGGUGUGUUAUUAAGAUUACUUGCAUUUGAAUUUUGUCCAAAUUUAUGUAGAAAAUUGCAUAUUAAGACAGAAAGAGAUGAUGUUAGUGAAUUUUUUUUGAAUGCUUUAAGAGAAACUAUUGAUUUUCGCGAAAAAAAUAAUAUCAAACGUAACGAUUUUUUGGAUAUUAUGAUUGAAUUAAAAAAUUCACCAAACGAAGAUGAACGUUUAACAUUUAAUGAAAUUGCGGCGCAAGCAUAUAUAUUUUUCUUAGCAGGUUUUGAAACAGCAUCAACUACUCUAAGUUUCUGUGUUUAUGAAAUAGCAAAGAGUCCUGAAAUUCAACAGAAAUGUAAGGAAGAAAUUGAAAAUACUUAUAAUAAAUAUGGCGACGAAUGGACUUAUGAAGGAAUUUUGGAACUACAUUAUAUGCAUAGAGUUGUAGAUGAAACUCUUCGUAAGUAUCCAGCAAUCUAUCUUAAUAUAAGGGAAGUAACUAGUAACUAUCUAGUAAGAGAAACAAACGAUGUGAUUGAAAAAGGUCAGAGAGCCAUAGUUCCAGUGUAUGGAAUACAUCAUGAUGAAGAAUAUUAUCCUGAUCCAGAAAAAUUUGAUCCUGAUAGAUUUUUACCAGAAAAUAUUGCAAAACGUCCUCAAUUUACAUAUUUACCAUUUGGAGAAGGGCCUAGAAAUUGUAUUGCAAAACGAUUCGGUUUAUUAAUAACUUAUAUUGGUUUAGCAUCUAUUCUAAGAAAAUUUAAAAUUACUUUUAGUAAUAAAACGGUACCGUGCAUUUCGUUUUCACCAAAAGCAUUUGUUUUAACUCCGAAUGAACCAAUUUUAUUGAAUGUUAAAAUUAUAUCAACGUAA
Condylostylus longicornis is the source of this 2686-nucleotide messenger RNA. Its product is annotated as probable cytochrome P450 6a20. Bases 65 to 2686 code for a protein of 873 amino acids. The transcript is spliced from 4 exons. Lineage: Eukaryota; Metazoa; Arthropoda; Insecta; Diptera; Dolichopodidae. The record is from RefSeq and is a predicted model, not a curated record. Gene Ontology annotation, molecular function: iron ion binding; oxidoreductase activity, acting on paired donors, with incorporation or reduction of molecular oxygen; monooxygenase activity.